Molecule: messenger RNA, 6093 nt
Organism: Culex quinquefasciatus (southern house mosquito)
Lineage: Eukaryota; Metazoa; Arthropoda; Insecta; Diptera; Culicidae
Gene: Gyf
Product: GIGYF family protein CG11148
Exons: 7
Coding region: 399-5912 (1837 amino acids)
Molecular function (GO): protein binding
Source: RefSeq, a predicted model, not a curated record
AGCAGCAGCAGCAGCAGUUCAGUGGAUAGAUGUGACAUAAGAUUGUACUGUGUAUUGUGUAUACUAGAUACGACUAGUGAAUCCGUCAAAAGCUAAACGGGAGACGAUCGUUGUUGAACUCAUUGUUGGUUCUGUCUUGACCAGCUCAACGGCAAGAUUCCGGCGUAGACCCGCGGGUUCCCGUCCCGAGGACACUUUACAGCGAUCCACAACUUGGAGUUGGACUCGCGGUGCUUGUUUGUGUUUGUGUCGGACGACGGCGCUCGGUGUUGAAUCGGUGUGCCGGAAGAUCCCACACUAAACGGAGCGGAAGCGACUGACGCCAAAGACCCAUUGUAGCACAACUACCGGUCGGAGGUGAAGUCAGCGAGUCAGCAAGGGUCAACAGCAGAAGCAGCAUGGGUGACGCCAUCAACUUUGGACCGGCGUGGCUGCGCAAAGGUCCGGGACUGGGCGGGGGACCACCCCACACCAACAACAACAACAGCAUCAGUAGUGGAGGGGGAGGAGCGGGUGGUGGCCACACCAAUAGCAUCCACACCAACAGUAACAGCAGCAGCAGCAGCAGCAGCUUCAACAACAACAACAAUAACAACAACAGCAACAGCUCCGGUUCUGCUGGAGGUGGUGGUGGCGGCGGCGGUGGCAAUUCGGCAGCCCUGGCGGCUGUCAAUGCUGCAGCCGCGGCCGCCGCAGCAGCAGCGGCAGCUUCCACGGUCACUCGGUACGCGUUGGCCGAGUUUCGGUACGGGCGGGAAGAGAUGCUGGCCUUGUUCGACAUGAAAUCGGUGAAAUCGCCAGAGAUUCUGGCCAACUUUAAGAACCUGUUUGUCGAGAAGAUCCAGUGUCCGUUGGCGUUGAUCCCGUGCACGGACGAUGACGUCGUACCGGAACCAGACAGCCGACGCAUAUGGCAAUCGCGGAGCAUCUCGCUUGGGGUGCCGGGGCGUGGUGCCCGCGGUGGUUCGGUAGAUCGUGGAAGAGGCCGCGGCAGGGGUUUCCUAACCGGCUAUCAACGGUCGACCUCUUUCUACGACGAUGAGGCCAGAGGCGUGGGAAGGGGUGAACGACCAUGGCUGGAGCGCAACGGCACCGGUGGUGGUGGUGGCCCGCUGGGUGGAGCUGGGGGCGUGGGCGUUGGGGGAGGGGGUCCUGGAGGUCCCGGAGGUGAAGUCGACUGGAACUCGUCCAGUUCGUCUUCGCCGAGGAAAGAGUUUGGAGUUCGCGCGAGGACGGCCAACAUGGACAGCUGGCGCCGAUCUCGGCCGGAUGACGAACCAAGUACGACCGACUGGCGCAGUGGUUCCGGAACUGGCGGUGGGGGCAGCGGACUGUCGACGAGUCUGUCCGGGUCUAGCUUGCGGGACAAGUGGUCCAGGUCAACGAGUUGGCGCGAGGAGGAGAGUGGCAUAGGCGAUGGUCCUGGAGGGCGGCCACUGCAUUCGUCGUCAGCGGGCGGUGGUUACAAACCUCGGAUGUCGGCUCUGAGCGGUGGAGAUCUCAACACGAGUGGAGGACCGGGAGGUGGUCUGAGGCGUCACUGGGACGCCGAUGAUCAACUGCCGGAGUGGGCCACGGAGAACCCGUCGGAUUACGGAGGUAGCUUCGACGCGAGUGGAGCAUUCCAUGACUCGGACAACGACAUUGACGGGCGGCUGGAGGACGAUGGCGGGAAGGAGAAUCACGUGGAUCAUCGCUAUCACCAUCAGCGCAAGGAAGGUUCGUCCGGUGGCAGUUCUCGGAGAAGCGUCCCAUCGUCCAAGGAAGGUAGUGCCGCGAAGGAAGACUUGCCCAACCAUGUUGCGUCGUCGGAGAAAGCCUCGGAAGAGGCGGACCCCGGCAGCAAAAAGAAGGCUGAACCGGUACGGAAUGCUACGACGGAUGAAAAGCCUCCAAAGGCCAGCGAGUCGGAACCGACCAAGGCGCAGGACAGCAAGGGUUCAUCGCCGGCACGGGAGGCUUCUAAACCGGUGGCAAACCAAGCAAACGAAGUGGCGGCUGAAAAGAACACCUCGAAAACGGCCGCCAACAGCCAGAGCAACAGCCGAGACGGCAGCGUUGCGAAGCCCAGUGAGGCACCGAGUGAAGCGCCGGAACAGUCCCAGCCCCAGCAUCAGCAUCAGCACCACCAGCAGAUUCACCACGAACCGAAAAAGUCCGCGUCGAGUUCGAGUGUGGAUCGGAUGCAGGAGGUUGCGGACGACAUGGUUGCCCAGCUCAUCAUGGACGAUGAGUACACGGGAAGUGGAGUGGAUUCGGAACCGGUUCCAGUUGUGGGUCCAUCUCGUUCCUUGGACAAGUCUCCCGUGCUGGGUGGUCAAAUUCCGCUCAACCUGUUGCUUUCGUCAAAGGAUCCGGUCGCAAUGCAACAGCUGUUUGGUGGUGCCAGUGCGGCCAACAGCCGGAUGUUGCACGGCCUUGGCGGUGGUCCCCAGAUACCGCCCCCGAUUCCGCACCCCGGCACGGACAUUUGGUACUAUCGGGAUCCCCAGGGUAAGGUGCAGGGUCCGUUCCCGGCGUCCGAGAUGACCGAGUGGUACCGGGCCGGAUACUUUGACGAUUCGCUGUCGGUGCGACGGGCUUGCGACGAAAUCUACACGAACCUGGGCUCUCUCGUGGCCCUGUGUGGCGGUGCCAUUCCAUUUUUGAACUCGAUGAACAUACCACCGAUUAAGGCUAAUAGCUCGAAGCAACCACAACAGCCACAACCUCCUCAAGGUCCUCCCGCCAGCUCAUUCCAACAACAGCAGCAGCAGCAGCAACAACAAAAACAACACCUCCAACAGCAGCAGCAGCAGCAACCCCCGCACGAUUCUGACCUGUCGGCGCAGUUCCAGUUCUCCAAGAAGUUCCACCUGCUGCGCCAGCAAAGUCUCAUCAUGCAAAAGUUGGCCUCGGCCGACGGGUGGCAGCUCCUCACCCAGGAACAACAGAAUGCCAUCAUUGCCCAGCACAUGGCCCAGCUGCAGCUGACCGACGGCGUGAUGAUCUCGCCAACGCCCGGCCAGAACCCGGCGGCAGCCGCAGCAGCAGCGAACGCCACGAAUCCGCCGAACCCGGCAAGUAUUUUCGGUGGUGGCCAGCCACCCCAGGAUUCGCUAGUCAAUCUCAAACAGGUGCAGCAGCAACAAGGGCCCGGCCAGCCCCACCCGGUGCUCGAGCAGCUGCAGAAGCAACAGUCCAACAGUCUCAGCAACGCGUUCCAGAAGAUGCCCGACUUUGGUCAGCCCCAGCCCGGCGGUCGGCCCUUGCUUGGUAACCUGAACGUCGACCACACUGCCGCCGGUCACGACCACCUGGGCCAGCUGAUCCACAACAUUAAUUUUAAUCAUCAACCUCCAGUACAAAACCUUCCUGGGCUGGGCACCAACAUGCUGCUGAAGCAUAACCUGAUGGGCAGUCUAACGCCCCAGCAGCAACAGCAGCAGCAGUCGCAACCCCCGAAACCGAACCAGCUAGAAAACGAUCCCAUUCAGUCUCUGCUGAUGCAACUGUCGAUGCACAAACAGCAACAACAACAACAGCAGCAGCAGCAACCGCCACCCCAGCCGGCCAAAACGCCCGUCGAGGUCAUGUCCCCGUGGUUGCAGAACGCAACGAUGCCACCCCAGCAGCAGCAGCAGCAGCAGCCAGGAGGUCGCCCACUGAGCUCCGGUUGGGGGGAUCUGGCCCAGCCGGGUGGUGGACAGCAGUCGGCGGGUGGGCCGUUUGGUGCGCACCUCGGUGGACAUCCGCUGGUCAACACUAGCAUGGCCAACGAACCGCAGGCACCGUCGGUUGUGUCGCUGUUCAAGCACCAUCAGCAGGCCGACAAGCAGCAACAGCAGCAGCAGAACCAGGACAAACUGGUUAACGACUCUCAGCAGCAGCAAAUGCACCAACAACAACAGCAACACCAUCAUCAUCAUCAGCAACAGCAGCAGCAGCAACAACAACAACUGGCAAAUCAUCAGCCAUUCGAACGUACCCAGCAAAAGCUGGACAGUAUCGCUGCCCAACAACAACAACAACAGCAGCAGCAGCAGCAACAGAAUCAUCAACCUUUUGAACGGACUCAGCAGAAGCUGGACAGCAUUGCUGCCCAACAGUUGCAACAACAGCAGCAGCAACAGCAACAAUUCGUUCAGCAACAGCAGAAGCAGCAACCCCAGGCUGCCAAGGAUGAGCGCAAGGAGCAGCAGGAAUUGCUGCUUCAGCAACAACAACAACAACAACAUCUGCAUCAGCAACAGCAGUUGCAGCAAGCCAUCAACAAGCAGGCCGAGAAGUCUGCCGCGGCGAAACCGGCCCAAUCCCUGAACAAGGUGGUCAACAACGUGGACGCUCUCGAGAAGCAGUUGCAGCAGCAGGAGCAGUCUGGCAAGGCGCCAAAGGGUGGCAACAAGAAGCAACAGCCGAAGCAGCCCCAGCAACAGCAACUGCCGGACGAUGACCAGGGCGAGUUCAUCAACAUGAAGAAGGAGAUGGAGGAGAAGAAGCGCCAGAAGGAGCUGAAGAAGCAACAACAGGAAGAGGCCAAGCGCAAGCAGCUCGAGGAGAAGAAGAAGCUCGAAGAGUUGGAGGCGCAGAAGAAGGCCAAGUUGUUGGAGGUUCAGCGUCGUGAAGCGCAGAAGAUCCAGGAGCAGCAGCAACAACAGCAGCAGCAGCCGGCGCCUCGUCCGGUCACGAAGGUCGCCCCGUGGUCUGCUUCGGUGGCCGCGGAAACUGCCGUCACCGGACCAAGUCUGGCGGAGAUUCAGAAGGCGGAACGGGAACGUCGUGCGGCGCUGGCCCGCCAGGAGCAGUCCCUUCGCGAGCAACUGCAGCAGCAGGAAAUGGUCGAACUGCAGACGCAGCUGGACAGCAAGCUCAAGUGGAACUCGCAGACGCUGCCACCGCAGAACAUCAAGUCGCUGGCCGAGAUCCAGGCGGAGGAAGCUGCUGCGGCCGAGCGGAACCGCGAGAAGAAUGCCGCGGCCAUUACGGCGGCUGCCAUUGCAGCUUCCUCUUCGAAGCCAUCGAAGAAAGAUGACUUGCUGGGAACGGCCGUCUGGCAGAGCCAGAGUGGCUCCGGCAACAGCGCUCUAACCUGGAACGCGGCCAAAUUGUGGGCCGGCUCGGAGGAUCAGAACAGCAACAGCGUCAGCUCGGGCGGAUUCUGGGAGGAACCGAACCCAUCCAACAAGAACGCAGGUCGUCAAAAGCACCACCAACAGCAUCAGCAGCAGCAGCAGCAACAACAGCAACAGCAAGCUCAGAACCAGAAGCAGCUGCUGGCCAAGAGCAAAACCAUGGGCAGCAUCUCGACGGCCUCGUCCUCGAACGCCGUGGCUGCGGCCAAGCAACACCAGCAAAAGCAACAACAACAACAGCAGCAGCAGCAACAGCUGGCCGCGAAGCGUGCUGCCUCCGCCUCGGCCAACAAGAAUGCCACUCCAGCUGCCGGCAAUGGCAAGGAACGUUCCGGUGGUGGUGGCGUCGUCGCCGCUCAAAAUGCUGGCUCUGCCGACCAGACCACGCACGAGUUUACCGGCUGGUGCACCCGCGCGCUCACCUCGCUGGGCAGCAACGUUGAUAUUCCGACCUUUGUUGGCUUCCUGCAGGACAUUGAGUCACCGUUCGAGGUCAAGGACUACAUCCGACUUUAUCUUGGUGAAACCAAGGACUGCGCCGAGUUCGCCAAGCAGUUCCUGGAGAGACGCUCCAAGUACAAGAACCAGAUGCGCCAGAAGAAUGCCCACAUCGACGACAUGUGCAAGCCGGCGCCGGCCAUCAACCCGUCGUCCAACGAUUUCCAGGAGAUCAAGGGUAAGAACAAGAAGAUCAAGAAGAACAAGAUGACCAAGCUGGACAACCGGAUUCUGGGCUUCUCGGUGACGGCCGCGCCCGAUCGGCUGAACGUGGGCGAUCGCGACUACGGCGAUAACGCCUAAGCGGCCGGGUCGAGGGGUUGUGGCUGGUGGCGCUGCGCGGAGGGGGAAAACAACCACACGAAACACAGAAAGAACACAGACACACACACACAUUUCGGUAGGUUGCGUUAGAGAAGGAGGUGGCACACAUUUACUCGCAUAUAAUAACAAAAAGUUAAUAAAAAAAAAAAAACGAAAGAUU